Messenger RNA from Vespa mandarinia (Asian giant hornet), 1309 nucleotides. RefSeq names its product ornithine decarboxylase 1-like. Gene Ontology annotation, molecular function: ornithine decarboxylase activity. The record is from RefSeq and is a predicted model, not a curated record. Gene Ontology annotation, cellular component: cytoplasm. NCBI's taxonomy places the organism in Eukaryota, Metazoa, Arthropoda, Insecta, Hymenoptera, Vespidae.
CACCAACAUCGACUAUGGAGUAUAUGUCAAAAAUGUCUUCAAUUAAUGUCCAAGAAAUUCAUCUGUACGAAGAUGAGAUCGUAGAAUAUGACAUUAUAAAAAAAAUCAUUAGCACUCGUCAUCAAGAAGAUGCAUUUUAUAUAUUCGAUCUCGGUGUUAUAAUUAAAAAGCAUCAAGAUUGGAUCAAAAAAAUGCCAAGAGUUGUGCCAUACUAUGCUAUAAAGUGUAAUACCCAUCCAAUGGUGAUUAAGAUUCUUGCAGCUAUGAACGCCAAUUUCGAUUGCGCAUCAAAGCAAGAAAUUCAAGGAGUUAUGCAGUUGAAUAUAUCACCAGAUAGAAUAAUCUUUGCACAUCCUACGAAGUCUCCGUCUCAUAUAAAAUUUGCCAAAAGUGUAGGUGUCGAAAAAAUGACAGCGGAUGGCAAAUGCGAACUUUAUAAAAUUAAAAAAUUGUUUCCCGAAGCAAAAAUAGUUAUUCGCUUUCGUUGCGACGGCAAUUCUACUGUCGCUAGAUGGGUCAAACUUGGAACCAAAUUUGGAUGUGAACCAGGUGAUGAAGCAAAAGAAUUAAUACAACUUACGAAGGAUUUAGGUUUAAUUUUAUAUGGAUUUAGUUUUCACGUUGGUAGUCCAUGUGUCGAUUUAAAUGCGUACGUACGUGGAAUUGACAUAUGUAAGGAAUUGAUUACUUAUGCUAAGUCGAUUCAAUGUAAUGAUAUCAAAUUAAUUGACAUUGGUGGAGGAUUCCCUGGGGAAAGUGAAUUUCAAAUUGAUGAGAUUUCACAUAUGAUUAAUGAUGCAAUCAAAGACAUAGAUCCUACUAUAGAAAUCAUAAGCGAACCAGGUAGAUAUUACGUAACAUCAGCAUUUACUUUGGCUAGUGUUGUUCAUUCUAAGAAAACUGUAUCUGUGGGAAAUAGUCUGAAACAUAUGUAUUAUGUUAGCUGCGGAGUAUAUAGUGGAUUUAUAGAAGAAUUGUUGAAAUUGAAUUCACGUCAUCCAAUACCACUGUUCAAUCCAGUAUCUGAUAAAAAAUACUAUUCUACUUUAUGGGGACCAACUUGUGAUUCCUAUGAUUGUAUCGUCAAAGAUAUAUUAAUGCCAGAAUUACAAAUAGGAGAUUGGCUAGUAUGGAACAAUAUGGGUGCAUAUGCAGCUUCUAGAUCUUGUGAAUUUAAUGGAUUUUUGCCGCCGACAGUUCAUCCAUUUAUCAGAAAAAGUCAAUGGCAAGAUUUCUGUACCAUUAUGAAUUGUGACGUAAACGAUUGAUUAUUUGAAUUUCUAUAAGAAAUAUAUUCAAAUAAUAAUAA